Molecule: messenger RNA, 9547 nt
Organism: Linepithema humile (Argentine ant)
Lineage: Eukaryota; Metazoa; Arthropoda; Insecta; Hymenoptera; Formicidae
Source: RefSeq, a predicted model, not a curated record
AUACAUUCCGCGAGGAGAAAAAAUUUACACGGCUUUUCCCUUUCAUAAUUCGAUAGGCAGUAAGGAGUCUUAAAUGAUCACGCGAGAUUGUUUUAUACGGUCAACCGGCCAUGGAAAAGUGAUUGGAGACGACGCACGCGAUCGCCACACGCGAUCGGCGAAGAAACGGGUGUCAUUAGGACGUCAGUUGUCGGUGCUGCCUGCCCGCGGGUCUACGCGCCCGCUAAAAAUACCGUAAUGCGAGCGAGCGAGCGAGCGGGCGACCGAUCGAGAGUGUAUCGGGAACGGAGCGACGCACGUGCGCGCCUCGUCGUCGCGAGUAACUCGCCGCUGCCAAUCAACGGACGCAAAUAAUUACUUUCACCUCCACCACCCCGGACGAUGUGUCGCCCCGUCGUCCGCGCACACCCUCGUCAACGGCGUGUAUCUAUAUCCGCUGUACAUAGGCCGUUACGAAAAAUAACUCUGGCCGCUAAUCGAGCGCCGGCCGAUCGUUCACCUUUUAGACAGACGAGAUCGAAUCAGAGGAAAUAGCGACGCAAGCUCGAAGAUUGUCAAAUUUAAAAGCAAGACGCACAUGUGUCGAUGAAUUUAUUUUGAGAACAGGAUAAGAAGAAACGGAGGCUUUGCUUUUCAUCCUGCGAUUCUUUUUUAUAAUUGUUUCUCCAAAUUUCGGCGAUUUGUUACAAUUUUAUGGGCGGAACGGUUAUGUAUCGUCCUCAAUUAAAUUCCGUCUAAUUGCGAUUAGGAGGUCUACGAUUAUCAGCGAGCGCGUCGAUGAUGUUUUUCUGCGCGACAAAUAACACGACGGUGUAAUUUAUUUGGACUAUCGCAGCAUUAGCCGGAGUGCAGCAGCUGCUGCGAAAACAAAACUUUGUUUACGCGAAAGAGACACCUGCCACCUGCGACGCCUCCUUGGAACACAGUCUUCCAUGACGGAGAUACGACACUCUUCCAAGAAAAAACGCAUCGAUGCGCGAAAACGGACCACCGGCCGGCUGCCCUCUGCGAGAUUCGCGUCAACCAGCGAGUCUCGCUACCUCCGGCAAUCAGAGCAGAGAUACUCUCGCGAGGGAGGAAAUUGCGAGCCCGCGGGCAUGAAUGCAACAAGUUCUAAAAUAUGCAGACGGCAUCGCGCGCUGUGUCCACACCGGAGAACGCAUCCCGCUUUCAAUGCGCGCUGCAAGCUACAAAGAGACCUCGGCCUCGAGUCCUUUGAAAGCGCAAUAUUCAUUCGUCGCCGUUUCAUCCGAGUGUCCCAGAAAAGCUGCACGGCGCGGUGACGUUUUCCAUCAAAUUCCGGGACGAGAUCUCUUAAAUAUUCAGACAAACGCGGGCAAAAUGGUCGUCGGAGAAGCGAGUAUACACAAUAUAAUGGGGGGGAUGGAGAGCACGGGUGGUGUGCGCCUUCACAAUCACAAGCGGAAACUGAAACAAAGAUUUGACAUCAUAAAAAAAUUAGGACAAGGCACUUACGGGAAGGUGCAGCUAGGAAUAAACAAGGAAACCGGUCAGGAGGUGGCGAUAAAGACAAUUAAGAAGUGCAAGAUAGAAACGGAGGCCGAUCUGAUCAGAAUACGAAGAGAAAUACAGAUUAUGUCGAGUGUUCAGCAUCCGAACAUCAUUCACAUUUACGAGGUAUUCGAAAACCGGGAGAAGAUGGUGCUAGUGAUGGAGUACGCGGCCGGGGGCGAGUUGUACGAUUACCUGAGCGAGCGCAAAGUUCUGAGCGAGCAGGAGGCGCGGAGGAUAUUCCGACAGAUUGCCACCGCCGUUUUCUAUUGCCACAAGCACAAGAUCUGCCACAGGGACCUGAAGCUCGAGAACAUUCUGCUCGACCAAGUCGGCAACGCCAAAAUAGCCGACUUCGGUCUCUCGAACGUGUUCGACGAGCAGAGAUUGUUGAACACGUUCUGCGGCAGCCCGCUGUACGCGAGUCCGGAGAUAGUGAAGGGGACGCCUUAUCACGGCCCGGAAGUCGACUGCUGGAGUCUCGGCGUUCUCCUCUACACGCUGGUUUACGGUGCUAUGCCCUUCGAUGGGUCUAACUUUAAACGACUAGUCAAACAGAUCUCACAGUCAGAUUACUUUGAGCCCAAAAAGCCAUCUCCCGCAUCGCCGCUUAUAAAGGAGAUGCUGACGGUGUGUCCCGGCCGACGCGCCGACAUCGAGAGAAUCUGCACUCACUGGUGGGUAAACGAGGGCUACGAGCAGAAUUGUCUCGAUAUCGCCGAGGAACUGGCGGCUCAGACGCCCGUCCGAUUGGAUUUGUUGCUGUCGCUGGUGCCACAGUCGGCCAGCGCUGAGAAACUGCUGGUGGGCGAUCAACAGGCGAGCGGAGAUGUCGCGAACAGCAUGUCUUCCGAAACGUUAGUGCCAACCAGGUGCCACUCGGUCGGCAGCUUGAUGGAGCUCGAUCAGAACAGCUCCGACAGAAGGAUAAGAGAAUUGUUCGACGAGGAAUCGAGGUCUUCCGCGGUCGGAGACGCUAAGAGGAAGCUGGAGACAACGCCGUCGAUGGACGAAACCACGGCGGCGGGCGUGAAGAGGAAAGAGAGAUCCAGGAGGAAAGAGAAGUCGGAUGAGCGAGAGCCCAGAACGUACAGGUCUUCGUCGAGGCAUCAUUCGGCUCCGAUUCCAAACCCCAUAUCGGAAGAGGCGAUGGAAGUGGAGCCUGCAGCUGUGGCAACUGUUCCUACGAGUAAGACUGCCGAGAUUGACAAAGCGGAAGGCGCAGCGGCGUGUUUGGAGCUGAUCGAAGAGUCGAAAGAGAGAUCGCAGAGCAAGGAGAGGAGCAAGACUCCGCUGGCGAGCGAAUGCGAGCGGUCGCACGAGCCGAUGUCCGCUGAGAGCGUUCAGCAGAGCUGCGAGAUUGAUCGAACGGCGAGUAACAAGGAAGACAAGUGCGCCAAGUCACCUAGCAAGAACUUGUGCGAAGACGCAGGUGCUACUUUGGAUAGCGCGAGUGAAGUGGCGAGCGAGACGGUGUUGGGCGGAAAGUCGGACGCCGUGGAAUCAAAAGUGCCAAAUGAGAACGACACGAGUGUUAGGAACGAAGCGUACUUAUCGUCGCAAGAUGCAGAACAGUCGGAGCCAACGGAAAGCGACUUCAAGAAGCUCAAAGAGAAAGCGCUCUCCUUUGAUUCCGAGCUGUCGAAUGAGGCGGCGAGUGCGCCCGCCAAGCCCGUCGAGAGACGGCGCUCGAAGAUAUUCGAGACCGCCGAGAAGUUCAAUCAACUGACGUCGCCCGCGGAGAGCGAGAAGCCUAAGAAGAUAUUUAUUCCCGGCGUGAACGUGGGAGGCGCGAAGCGGGCGUUCGAGCGGAAAGCUAGCCUCUCGUCCGUAACCUCGCCGCCGCCUGUGAAGACCAGCGCGUCCAAAGUCAUCAUCGAUGUGCCAACGGAUAGGAAGAGCGACAAGGACGAGCAGAGGCAGGCGGCGGGAGGCCAGGAUGUCGCGGCCGCCGAAGAUAAAUUGGACAAGCGGGACGAGGCGAAGAAGCGCGCCGUCGACAUCAUCAGCGGCGCGAUCGGCAAGCCGCCGAUGCAAAGAAAACUGAACGGCUCGCCGCCGAUAUCGCCGCAGAGCUCGGACUCCAAGAAGCUCGGGCUGAAGAUUCAGGUAGCGCCGAACGACGUACGGCCGGCCACAGUGUCGGUCUCCACGCCGGUCGACACGAGAUACGCUUUUGACGCUAAAUCGGCAGCACCGGAAGCGAUUAUAUCUAGUACGUCCGACACGGCUGGCACGGAAAAUUCGCAAUCGGAAGAACCUAAGAUGUCGAGCAAGAUGGAAAUCACGUUGAAGAGCGCAACGCUGCCCAGACGAAAGACGAGCAAGGCCGAGAUCACGCUGGCCGGAGUCAAGCCGUCGGAGACUGUGGCGUUCAAGUCUGAGGUGGAGGCCAAGAUCGACGCUUUUCAUCCACAGAAGCUUCGCACGCAGAGAUCGGAGGUGGCAUUCCCGGUCGCUGCGGCGGUGCCGCAUACGAGUAGGAGCUCCAGCUUGGAACCGGAAGGCAGAUCCAAGGUCGCACCGCCGAGGGAGAGAAUUAUACCCAUUCAAGUGGAGGCAGGAGUUGAACCCAAGCAGCACUCGUCGACCCCGCCNNNNAAACCGCCGAUGCCGCAAAGAUCGAUGUCUCAGCGAUCGGGCUCUCUGUCGCGCCAGUCAACCGCCGAUUCGGACACAGACAGCGCUCUCGGCUCGACCGUAGGACCGGAACCGAUUAGGAAGAGCCCUAGAGAGUACAUAAUUCCUAUCGCGGUGGAGGGCGGCGGUUACGUUACUCCCAGAUCGGGUAGUCUGGAGCCGGAAAGCAAGACCAGCACGCCGACAAGCGCGAAUCCACCGAGAUCGCGGUUCGGUAGACCGAGGAGAAUGAGUUCGCUUUUAUCGGAUGCCAGCGAGGACGAGUCUCCUUUCUCCUCGUUACACGGCGAGGAUCUGUUGCAAAGGCACAUGCACCGGUUGAGAAGCUCGCGGCCGUCCAGACAGCCGUCCGAGCACGCUGACAGCCUGUCGUCCGGCGAGGACGACGAUGACGACGGCUUUGAAUUACUAACAGCCGAGAACUUGUUCUCGACACUGCUGUCGAGAGUGCGAAGUCUCACGCAGCGGCUCAACGUCGACGAUAAUCGAGCCGGCGGUUUUCCGAGCAGUAGACUGUUCGGCAGGCUCAGCUCCCAGCCGUCGCAAGCGUUUUGGGGCCUCAAUAAGCCGUUGUCCAGCUACGAGAGCUAUGUCGAAACACGGACCGUGACUACGCGGCUCUCGGAAUCGCAGUUCAAACAUUCUCUGAGCCGCGACGCGGACGUGUUCUCCAAGCGGGACUCCGCCAGCACCUCGAAUCCAGGAACGCCCAACAGUCCCGGAUCGCGCAGCACACCUUCCCGGGACAGCGUCUUCGAGAUCGGCAGCAAUACAUUGCCAAGAGAUAAAGUAGACCGAGUGCACGAGGAGGCGGGCGUAGAAGCGGAGACGACGCCGCAGAUCAGGCGGGAAUCACUGGAGCAGAGUUUCACUCCUAGCCUGGCGCGUCGGCUGAGCAGGCAGUUCAUCGAGCAGACCCGCCAGUCGCUACCGCGCUCGCCGUCGACGUCGCGGGACACCGGCAGGUACUAUCAGUCGCCGACGCGGGAAACGCUGAGUCUGGGCGAGCUCGCGAAGCUGGCGUCCGAUCAGAGCGAGUGCAGAGGCCGGUCGCUCGAUCGAGGUAUCAGAAGAGCCAGCAGCCUGCUGGAGGCGUCGAGCAGAUUCGACAGAUCGGACGUGCGUUCGCCGCGCCGGAGCAUCAGUCUGUUCGACGACGACGACGACGUCGACGACAGAUCGCUGCCGCCGCUGCGGCACAUAAUGACGCUCGGCCGGAAGUACAAGGAGUCGGGCAGACCGAGCGUUGCGGCGAGGCGGGAGAAUUUUUACGGUUAUAGAACGGACAAGAUCCAGGAGGAGCCCGGCGACGACGCGUAUCUGUCCGGCUGCAGGGAGGACGGCAUCGUGGAGAACGGCUCCGCAUCGGAGAGCGCGUCGCUAUCCGUGUGCAACUCGAACGCCAAUCUGAUGGACACCAACACCACCACGUCGAGCGUGUCGGCCAACAGAUCUGACGAGACCACGCCGACGGAGGAGUCCUCGUCGAAUCUCGGCGACUACGCUGGCAAGCCGAAUGGCGCCGGUAGCUUUGAGAGCCGGCUCCUAGCGGCGGAGAAUCUCAUCAAGGAGUCGAAGCUGAAGAACCUCACGCCGCAGCGCUUCAACCCGAACCUCAGCUGCAAUUACAAGGACACGGACAAGUGCGACAAGGAGGCGCUGAUCACAGCGGAUCCGGCAGCUGGAGGCAAGAGACGCAGCUGCAUCCCGAGUCUCAGACUGCGCUCAGGCUCGCUGACGAGGGAGCCGAGCACGAGCGUGGACCGCAGGAAGUCGUUCGCCGGCACGCAGGACACGCUGAUCGGCAGCGCCAGUCAGGAACGCUCGAUACUGAGCAAGUUCUUCCGAAGCAGUGGCAAGGAAUCGGAAUCGAAGGACAGCAACAAGAGCCAGAAGCCGAAGCAGCAUCGCAUCUCGCGCUUCCUGCGCCCGGACUUCUUCGACACACCGCGCGAGGAGAGCCAGUACGUGAAGGAGAAGGAGGCGCAGAAGGCGGCGGAGAACGAGCGGCGGAAGUCGCGUUUUAUGCGACGGAAGAGCGAGAGCAAGGGCGAGCGCAAGGAGGACGAAAAGAUCUGCAAGGAGCAGAAGAACGAGAUAAAUGCGCUGCAGAAGGACAAAUUGGACAGCGCCGUCGCCGCCUCUUCCUCUUCGGACUCCAAGAACGAGGAGAGGGUCGAGCGGCAAGGCUCGAAGAGCAGCUUUCUGCAUUCUCUGGAGAAGAAGCUGGAGCGAUUGCGCGCCGGUGACAACGAGACGACGACUGGCCUCGCGAAGACAACGAUGAACGGCGCUCCGGGCGAGCGAAAGGAGCGUGCUGCGCGCGAGUGCUCGGCACCGCCAGUAGAGUGUCCUGUGGAGUCGUCCGCUCGGGCCGAGGUGAAGCGCACGCUCAGCGUGGAGAGCGUGCCGUCGUUAAAGAACAACAAGGACGCCAAGAGCGCACCGGCCAAGAGCCGGGUAACGUCGAUGUUAGGGCUGUUUCGGACGAGCGCGGACGCGAAGCAGAACGGCAACGGCCGCACGCAGAGCGCGAUCAUGAGCAAGCUAAAGAGGAGUCCGCCCAAGUGCGCCAAGCCGGCUGUCGAGGAGGAGGACGCCGCGACGAGCAGAAUACCGACCAAGUUUGCUCGAGGUGACAAUAUCAAAUCAACGAGGAAGACGCCGGAGGGCAAAAGAUCGCCGGAGAAGACGGUGAGCGAGUGCAAGAGAUCGCCGCCGAAGGAGAAAUUGAAGGAAUCGACCGUUAAAGAUAGGAAACCUUUACUGGAAAAGCAAUCGAGAGAUGUUAAGAGAGCGCCGGAGAAAGUCGCGCAGUCGGACUCGUCGACUUCGUCGGAUAAAACGAAACUCGAGAAAUCGGAGCCGUCGCGCAAAUUGCCAGACGAGUCGGAGUCGCAGCCAAAAAUUGUCGACAAUAAGCACGCGGAGUUUAUCGUCAGUAGCGAAGACAAAAAACUUCUGAAAACCAAGAAGAACAUAAGUUCUCUGAGCAAGAAUGAGUCCGUUGCGAGAAUCGACAAAGGCGAGGACGAUAAGAAAACGAAGAAGCUGGUGAAGUCGAAGGAGAGUGCGAGCAAGGACGAAGUCGACGGCGCUAAGAAGAAGAAGAUUGUGCGCGUGGUGAAAAGAGUGGUGAAGAAGUCGUCCGACAGCUCCGAGAGUAAAUCCGACGAGAAGGAGAAAGCAUCGAAACCGUUGAUAAAGAAAAGAAUCGUCAUCACGAAAAAGGAGAAGAGUCCUGAAGGAACAAAUGCCGCUGCGCAGAUUGCGAAGGGAAACAAUCCCGACGAUCAGAAUACCGUGAAAUCGUCGAAGCAAAUGGAAUCAGACGUUCGAGAAACGCCAUCCGCGAAGCCUGGCGAUAUCGAAGAGCCUGCGCGAACAUCGAAAACUGAUGUUACCGCAACUCGCACGACGCAGAGCAGCUCCGAGGCGAACGUGCUGUCCACCGAUUUCUCGCAAUCCGUAUUUCAGAACGCUUCAACUUCUCAGAACGCGUCAGGCUGCAGUAAACAAUCGGCGGAGCAGCAGCGACCGAGCAGGACGGGUUUGAAGCUUGAUCUGUCCAAGAUACCGCAACACACGUUUAGACACGCGACUCCCAAGAGAGAUUCGCCCAAGUCCGGCUCGCCGAAAGUGAACGCCGGAUCGCCCAAGACGGACGUUCCCGCGACGGAGAGCGACGCCGACAAGCUGAUGGAGUGUCUGUCGAAGAUGACGCAUCACGCGAACAUCACCGGCAACAAGAUCAUCAUCGAUAAGCCGCUGCGAGCGAAGGACGUCGCCGAGCUGAAGCGAGAGGUCACCGAGUGCGCCAGGAUCAUUGAGAACCACAUCGAGUCGCGAUACGAUCAUUCCAGUCCGCGGGACGAGAUUGUCGAUUCGGCCGGACCGGAAGAGGCUCAGAAGCCGAAAGAGAUUACGCCAGAACCUGCCAAAGAAAUCAACGAUACGAACAACGCCAAGGUGGUGCCGGAAGAUUGCACCAGCGAGAUAUUCUCGCCCGAGGAACCAGAAAGCUUCGACUCCUGGUCGAUUUGCUCGGCGGACUUAAAUCACAAUCGCGGCGACCUGCAUUCGCCCACAUCGCCCUCGUAUUAUCUAUUCGCGCGCGGUGACAGCUCGGAGUCGGUGAUAGAUCGUAUACGAAGGCGCAGCUUCUAUUCGAGAUUCAACGACCGCAAGCGGCCGUCCCUGACAGCACCGCCGCCGGGGAUAAGCAGCGUCACUUUGCCCAGGCGGUUCAGCUUGAAUAGCACGAGGGAGAGAGAACGCAGUAGAUUGUACAACUACGGUGUUCACCGAACGAGAUCUGACAAGAAUUACAGUUUGCUCGGCGACGAAGUGUCCUGCAGGAAGUCGCCGGUCGAUCGAGAAAAGUAUAGCGAUACGCUGAACACGUCGUCGUACGGCCAUCACAGUCCGGAAGCGAGGUCCUUGUAUGAUCAUUACGGCAGCAGCGUGCCGUCCUCCUCGCACGAUUCUCUGAGGAGGUACAUGAGAUCGCCGACGUUGGACCUCGCUGGCGCGCGCGCCAAGUAUCACAGCACGGACAUCAUCGCGGACAACGAUCUCACGGUGUCCUACAAGAGUCCCCUGUCGAGAUCGUCUCUGAACGACGCCGCGACGGAUUCCUACUGCGGCAGGAUCGCGUCGGCCACUCUGCCGAGGAAGUAUGGCUCCACCGUCGGCGGUCUGGCGCCGAAAAGCGUGGAAUACUACGAGGAAAUCCUGUCGCCGAGCAACGCCGACUACUUGUCGCCGCGCGAGACUUGCCGCUCGCCGUUGCUGGACGGCUAUCUAAGCAGAUGCGAGAAUGGAUAUCAUAACGGCAACUUAGAUCUACCGCAGUUUGGCACUGACAAGCAGAGAUCCUAUGCGGAUAAGAUGUCGAGUGCGGAGCUCGGCGAAGGGCACAGCAGACUGCUCGGUGAACAGAAAAGAAACAUAAUGCCACGUUUCAGCGAGACGAGGGAUUUAUCGUCGACAGCUGCGGAUAUUCUGUCGAAUAUAUCUGUGACCGAGCAGAACUGAUGCAACUUAAACGGAAGAUAAUUUUGUAAAGAUAGCCGAACGCGUUUUACUAUUAUAUAACGCGCGAUUUUAUAUUACAGAUUUACAAUAUUUAAUGAAUCGCAAUCAAAAAAAGUGCCUCGCGCUUCUUUAUCACGAUGAUGAAAUCGUCGCGAUGGCAGUAAGGGCGAAACGAAGAACGCUAUUAGACAUCGAAUGUAUCAUUCUACUAAAGUAUACGCUUGAAAUUUUAGAAUUACUAUUUUAGGUACAUCGUAAUCCUUUCCGAACCAGCGAUUGCUGAAUAUCAUUUAUAAAUUUGUUUUUACAAGAAAUGGCGAUUUUAGAUUUUUUUUUAAUUUGUGGAUCGGAAAGGAUU